AUGCGCCCGACAUUAUCUAUCUCUCGCCUGGGACGAUCAUUAGCCCGACCAUCAGUCUCUACCGUCCGACCUAUCACAGCUAUUCCGCGAUCCUUCUCAAGCUGUGCGCCCUCGUUCGACCGCGCGCCUCCGCGGGGAUGGACACCCACGCCCUUUGUGACAGAGACCGUGGGCGGUGGCUGGCACACCUAUGAUAUCUUCUCUCGACUUUUAAAGGAACGCAUCAUCUGCCUCAAUGGCGAAGUCGACGAGUCCAUGUCCGCCUCCAUCGUCGCCCAGCUCCUCUUCCUCGAAGCAGAUAAUCCCCAGAAACCAAUCCACCUCUACAUCAACUCGCCCGGUGGCUCCGUAACAGCAGGCCUCGCAAUCUACGACACAAUGACCUACAUCGCCUCCCCAGUCAGCACAAUCUGCGUCGGUCAAGCCGCCUCAAUGGGCUCCCUCCUCCUCUGCGGCGGCGAACCCGGCAAACGCUACUGUCUCCCCCACUCCUCAAUCAUGAUUCACCAACCUUCGGGCGGAUACUUCGGCCAAGCGACUGACAUUGCCAUCCACGCGAAAGAGAUCCUGCGCGUGCGCCACCAGCUUAACCAGAUCUAUCAGCGUCAUUUGACGGGGAAGAAGACAAUGACAUUGGACGAGAUUGAGAAGCUGAUGGAGCGGGAUUACUUCAUGGGCGCGCAGGAGGCGUUGGAGAUCGGUCUUGUUGAUGAGAUUUUGGAUCGUAGGGUAAAGGGUAAGGAGGAUGGUGGUGUCGGUGAGGGGAAGCCGCCUGUUGUCUAA
Molecule: messenger RNA, 783 nt
Organism: Penicillium maclennaniae
Lineage: Eukaryota; Fungi; Ascomycota; Eurotiomycetes; Eurotiales; Aspergillaceae
Product: ATP-dependent Clp protease proteolytic subunit
Exons: 5
Coding region: 1-783 (260 amino acids)
Biological process (GO): protein quality control for misfolded or incompletely synthesized proteins
Cellular component (GO): endopeptidase Clp complex
Molecular function (GO): ATP-dependent peptidase activity; serine-type endopeptidase activity; ATPase binding
Source: RefSeq, a predicted model, not a curated record